Fusarium tjaetaba is the source of this 1221-nucleotide messenger RNA. RefSeq lists its product as uncharacterized. The transcript has a single exon. The record is from RefSeq and is a predicted model, not a curated record. NCBI's taxonomy places the organism in Eukaryota, Fungi, Ascomycota, Sordariomycetes, Hypocreales, Nectriaceae. The coding region runs from base 1 to 1221 and encodes 406 amino acids.
AUGGAGGUAGAGGCUAAUGGACAGAGCUCAAUCAAUCUGCUUGAGCCCUGGCGCUGCCAUUCUGCUGGCGGUUGCCACGAUGACCUCCCCAUUUCUCCACUGGAUCUCGCUUCCGAUGACUUGACUCAAGUCCCAAGAUGUUCCGGCUCAGAUCCUUUGUUCGAAGCAUUGAUGGGAGAUUCGAAGUAUCGUACUGUUCGGAAAGCAGAAAGUACUCAAGGUCAUCGGAAGCCAAAUGCAAAAGAAACAUUAAUCCCGAGGUCCCGACCCGAAGGCCCGGGAUUCUCUUUUCCCUCAACAGAGGAUGCAAGAAAGGAAUUCAGCCCUUUGGACAUUCGACCUGAACCGGCAUCAACGGGACCUCGCGGUAUCAAGAGAAAACGCUGCAAGUCGGAUGUCGAUGGCUUCAACACGGCCGAUCUGUGUGUCAAGAAACGUCGACUUCGUGCCGAACUUAUCACGAGUCGUCUUUCUCAGCCUUAUUCUCAACCUGCCACUCACAUCCUUAACCGAGAAGGUCAAGAGGCUGGUGACAAGCGGUUCUUGAAGAUGGCUACUUCAGUUGAUAACACCCGAAGGAUCGCACAUCUUCACGCAACUUCAUUUCUCCGCUUCUCGACUAUGAAUUGUCUGAGGAAGAGGUUGAGCCUCGGGCAGACUGUAGGUAAUAAGAAGUAUGAGCAAGAAAUUGCGACUAUCACGUCGAAAGCUGCCGGCAAGACGAAUUGGCGACCUCCGAUGUUACAGGAUGCCUCGGCGGGCAAAUCUCUGAGGAUAUCACCAACUGGCACGGGAAUUAUUGGACCUUCAGGCAUGAUGGUGUCAUCGGCAAGACCUCAGCCAAGCUACCCACCUCAAAAGGCAUUUCAACAUCCAAAACCCCCAUCAUGUCGGCUAUCCAAUCCUGUGGCCCUUCCUCUACCUGUUGGCGAUGUAGCUGCAACAAAGAAGCGUACAUCACCUCGACUCUUCCCUAUCCGAUCGCCAGAGCUACGACCUACAGCGCCUUUACCUCCGCUGGACGAUCUCGAAGAGGAUAGUUUUGCAUACAUGCAUCCUGCAGAUGAUGACUGGGACGAUGUGGGCGAUGAUCAAGACAGUGUAUAUUCUGACUUCAGCGUUUUAUUCGGGCAGAGAGAUGAUGGCAACGAUGGGGAAGAAGACAGAUCGUAUGAGGAGUAUUUGGAUGAGCUCGACGGCAUCUGCUGGAUGUCAAGAUAG